Messenger RNA from Phyllotreta striolata, 519 nucleotides. Lineage: Eukaryota; Metazoa; Arthropoda; Insecta; Coleoptera; Chrysomelidae. The record is from the annotation of a GenBank genome assembly.
AUGUGGCACACAAAGAAGCCCGCGUUGGGGGGCCGGUUCGCCGCCCCUUCGGCCGCCCCACCACCACUGCAAUGCAAUAUAUUUCGUCUAUACCCCUCGAAAGAUGCCCGCCUCCGCCAGCGGCCGCAGACGAUCGCUCGAAAAACCAGCCAAAAACCAGCCAGGACCCGCCAGGACCGGAGGGCGGCGCGUCGACGGACGUCGGUGGCGACAAGACGACUGACUGGAGGCGGCUACGGGGCAUCAUACGGGACCGCCGGUCCCGCCGCGCACAAGCAUUACCGACACCUGCUGUACGAUUUUCUUCUCGUCGGCCGGCCGCAGGACGCGCUCCUGCUCGGCGUUCGAGCCGGCGCUCCUUCGCCCACCGCCGCGCUCCUGCUGCGCUCCUGCUACGCGCUCGACGCGGAUUCGAUUGCGAGCCGCUCGGAUUUCGAGACCGGUUCGUUAAUUUAUUCAUUCGGACGCGUUAAAUCGGGCCUGAUCGAUGCUAAUGAAUCUGAAGCGGGCUUUAAAUAG